AUGUCCGAAUCCGAGGAAAACAAUCAGAUUUUCCAAGAUGAAAUGGCUUCCUCCAACAUAAACACAAAACCUAAAAAAGAUUGGUCGAGCGUUUGUGAUGUUCGCGAAGGAACUCCGGUAUUCGGGACUCGCAUCCUGGAUAAUAAGGAUAACGUAUGGAAUCAUAAUGCUUGGGAUAACGUACAGUGGGAUGAAGAACAGGAAAAGUCGGCGCUAGAGCAAGUUCGUAGACAAGCCGUCAAGUCGAUGUUACCUGAAGAGCAAGAAAAAUAUCAUCAACAAGCAGCCGAAUACUGGAAUGACUUUUAUCGUCAUAACGAAAACAAAUUCUUCAAAGAUCGCCAAUGGUUGAAAAUCGAAUUUCCUGAACUUGUCGAAGCUACAAAGUUAGGUGCAUGUACUUUUCUUUUAACCAUGACAAUUGGCUCAAAGAAAAUUUUCGAAAUAGGGUGCGGCGCCGGGAAUACCAUGUUUCCAUUAUUGGCCGAGAAUAAAAACCCGGAGUUAUUCAUUUACGCGUGUGAUUUUGCCUCGAAUGCUGUCGAUGUCGUUAUGAACAAUCAAAACUAUGAUCCCCAAAGAUGUAAAGCUUUCGUUUGGGAUUUGACCAGCGACAGAAUACCGGAAUGUAUAGAUCAGGGUAGUUUAGAUAUAGUGGUUUUGAUUUUCGUCAUGUCGGCCAUACGUCCCCAAGAUUGGAACCAAGUUAUAGAAAAUGUCUACAAGAUGCUUAAACCCGGUGGUCUUGUUCUUUUUAGAGAUUAUGGCAGGUACGAUAUGGUACAAUUAAGGUUCAAAGAAGGUCGGAUGAUUUCCGAUAAUUUUUACGCUCGUGGCGAUGAGGAAAUCGAGUCUCUAUGGGGCACAAAGUUUACACUUGAACAAAAUGCCGUAGACAGGAGACUUAUAGUGAACCGGCAUAGAAAACUUCAAAUGUAUAGAAUUUGGUUACAAGGAAAAUUCAGGAAAAGGGAGAACUAA
Acaulospora morrowiae is the source of this 981-nucleotide messenger RNA. The record is from the annotation of a GenBank genome assembly. NCBI's taxonomy places the organism in Eukaryota, Fungi, Glomeromycota, Glomeromycetes, Diversisporales, Acaulosporaceae.